GCAGCCCUUGCCUCUACCCUUCUGAGGCAGGAGAGGGCAUCUCUGCAGGUCUGAAAAGGAAGGGGAGGUAAGAACGAUAUCGUCACACUGGGAGGCCCAGUACGGGCAUACCUGUAGCUCCUGGGGUCCCACUGGGUCUGAGGGCGACUUUUCACCUUUUUGGAGGAAAAGAUGUGUUGUUGGAAGACGUUGCUGCUUCUGCUGUUGUACUAUGAUGCUCAGGCCACUCUGUCGCACAGGUGGAACAGGGCCGUGCUCUUCCCUGCCGCCCACCGGCCAAAGAGAUCCUCGUCGGUGCCGUUGAACCCCGUCCUGCAGAACUCCCUGGAGGAAGUAGAGCUGCUCUAUGAGUUCCUGCUGGCUGAACUUGAGAUCAGCCCUGACCUGAAGAUCUCCAUCAAGGACGAGGAGCUCGCCUCCCUGCGGAAGGCCUCGGACUUCCACGCCGUCUGCAACGAUGUGAUCCCCAAGAGCAUCCCAGACAUCCGGCGGCUGAGCGCCAGCCUCUCCAGCCACCCAGGCAUCCUCAAGAAAGAGGACUUCGAAAGGACAGCGCUGACCCUGGCCUACACAGCCUACCGCACAGCCUCGUCCCAAGGGCAUCAGAAGGCUAUCUGGGCCCAGUCCCUCCUUAGCCUCUUCCACGCCUUGAGGCAUGACUUGAUGCGGUCCUCGUGUCCUAGAGCAUCUCCCUGAGAGACUGGCUGGCACCAGGACCACGGAGCAGGGACCAGCACACAGUAAUCCAGAAAUUCUUCAUUCUCUACUCCAUUUACAGAGAACAGCCACAAAACACAUACCACCGGCUCAGAGCAGCAAAGAUAAAAUAAGAAACACCGAUGCUCUUCGCCCCUUGUAAUUUCUUGACAAGCAUAAGACUGUGAUUCAUAUCAUAAUGUGAUCUGGGCUGGAAAAAAAGGGCUGGAAUGGUAAUUCAAGAUGCCUCCAGAGGCUGAAUGGUUUGCCUGGUGAAUUGCAGGAGUCUAAGAUAUGCUUUAACAUUGAGUGACUGUAACACAAACACCCAAGGGUGAGGACAGAGCCAGGAGAGACAUAACAGAAGUUUGGGCGUGGCGGGAGAGUGGGGGACAGAUUUCUUCGGUCCUAAGAGAUCAGGGUGCUGGAUUGAAUGAACCCCUUUCCAAAGUUCUGUAGUAAGAUAUAAAGAAACUAGAGCUAUAGCCAAAUAAAUACGUCGUUAACCAAGGAUAUACUUCUCAACUUUUCCAAAAGUCCCCAAAAAGAAUCAGUCAGAAAAUCAACCAUGACCUAUAUAUCUAGACUCUUCUUUCCUGAAGCCUGGUCAAAUGUAGAGGAGAAACAUGAAGGGGGCCAACAGAAAUGCUACUGUCAUGCCUUGCCUUUUGAACAGAGGAACCAAGCUAAUGCAGAGAGGGUCAGCCUAACGAAAGAGGUGGCACCAGUGCCACGG
Molecule: messenger RNA, 1432 nt
Organism: Physeter macrocephalus (sperm whale)
Lineage: Eukaryota; Metazoa; Chordata; Mammalia; Artiodactyla; Physeteridae
Gene: FAM180A
Product: family with sequence similarity 180 member A
Exons: 3
Coding region: 172-696 (174 amino acids)
Source: RefSeq, a predicted model, not a curated record